CCAAAACCUCAGUCCCAGAUUUAAUUAUGGUAUAGUAGAGCUAUGUUAAUUUUUUUCUUUCUAAACAAUCAUCUCCAUGGAUAUUGAAGACGAUCCUACCUCUUCAAUCGAUAAGAAUUCUGUUCUUUCUCCAACAGCCGUAAUAUGUCCAUUAUGCGGAUAAUCCCACCUCACUCAUCUUCAUCCCUCUCCUAACAAGUGAUAACUAUUGCACUUGGGGAAGAGAGAUGACAAAAGCGCUCAGUGCGAAAGGCAAUACAGGUUAUAUUGGUGGUACUGUCAAAAAGCCAACUAGCACCACUGAUCUACCUCACUGGACGAGAUGUGACGAUUUGGUUGGAAGAUGGAUUUCCAAUUAUGUGGAUCCAUCGAUUCAAUCAAGCACCAUGAAACAAGACAACUUGUAUAUUGCAAGGUAUUACACUAAUCUGAAAUCUCUUUGGGAUCAAUUGGAUGCUUUCAGGCAAAUUGAACCCUGUAUUUGUGGUGCCGGAAAGAGCUAUGUUGAAAAUCAUAAUCAGGAUAGGUCAAUGGAGUUCUUACAAGGAUUACAUGAUCGGUUUUCUUCAUUGCGGAGUCAGAUUCUUCUCAUGGAACCCAUGCCUUCCCCUGCCAAGAUUUAUAAUCAUGUGAGACAAGAAGAGGAGCAGCAAGGUAUAAACUCUUCUUGUCUUCCAUUUGUUGAAUCUGCAACCAUUAAUGUUACUUGUAGUGACAAUCGCAACCAGAGACCUUUUCCAAAUAAUGGUCCCAACAAGCGUGCACGUCAUUUCUGCGAUCAUUGCAAUAAGUAUGGCCACACUAGGCAAACCUACUGGAAAUUAAAUGGAUAUCCGAAGGAUUUUCCAAUGCCAAGGGAUCUAGAGUCUCAUGUAAUUGCUGCUGUUACUCAACCUGCAACUACUGCACCACCCAUCAGUGCCGCUCAAUAUGCACGUCUUGGGUCUCUCCUUGAACCUGAAAAUGAUUGCACUGAUGUAGCUCCGUAUGCCAAUUUUGCUGGGCCGUAGAACCACCAAAGUGAUUGGAUGGAGUAAGCAGGUGGCAGGCCUAUAUCAUUUCUGUUUUCAACCAUUUGCUUUAUCUUUAGCUGCAAAUAAGCCUGUUGAUACAGUGCACUUCCGUCUAGGAGCUCAGCAAAGCCGCUAGGAGCUCAACAACUUGGCCGUCUGGUUAGCAAGUUGGGCGUUCGGUCAUGCUCUCCCGCUCCAACUUGAGGGGGUAAUAAGAUGUUGUAUAUUAUCAUCUCCUUGUAUCUAGUCUUAGUUGUUGUAACAAAGUCAGUGCCUAGAAUACGUCCUCCUCCUUUCUAGCUCAAUAAGGUUUUAUUUGUUAAGUCUUCUUAUUUCUUUGCUUGACUAGCUAUGUAUUUGGAUCUUUGUAACUUCCUGUACAAUUUUCUUACUAUAAAUACAUAAUCAAUGAGAUAAUCUCGACACAGUUGUGUGAGAUACCAAAACCUCUAUCCCAUAUUUCUUUACGACCGUAUGGUCUUCCCUAUCUACUACCAUUACCUUAUGAAGUAGAACCUAAAGACAUCUAUUCAAAACAGAUUUAGGCUUGGGUAUGGAAGUGAGGUCUGUCUUGUUAUCUUGGUCUGAUGCAGUGGGACUUA
This is a messenger RNA of Papaver somniferum (opium poppy), 1615 nucleotides long. RefSeq lists its product as uncharacterized. The coding region runs from base 228 to 1010 and encodes 260 amino acids. Lineage: Eukaryota; Viridiplantae; Streptophyta; Magnoliopsida; Ranunculales; Papaveraceae. The record is from RefSeq and is a predicted model, not a curated record. The transcript has 2 exons.